Messenger RNA from Anopheles merus, 2241 nucleotides. RefSeq names its product trifunctional enzyme subunit beta, mitochondrial (gene Mtpbeta). The transcript is spliced from 5 exons. The coding region runs from base 172 to 1590 and encodes 472 amino acids. Gene Ontology annotation, molecular function: acyltransferase activity, transferring groups other than amino-acyl groups. Gene Ontology annotation, biological process: fatty acid beta-oxidation. The record is from RefSeq and is a predicted model, not a curated record. NCBI's taxonomy places the organism in Eukaryota, Metazoa, Arthropoda, Insecta, Diptera, Culicidae.
UCUACCACUAGUCCACCGACUUCAUUAUUCGGGUGUCGCUCCAUCAGGAACAAAGUGUGCGUGUGUGUUGCGUGCGUGUGUACCUACGUUCGCUACGGUUUUUUUUCCUUCCUUUUGCGUGUACAGUAAUUAGGUGAAAUCAAGUUGUAUUUUCCGUUCCCCGCUGUUACCAUGGCUUACAAUCUAGUGAACGUCGCCAAAUCUACCUCCUCCCUGACGGGAACGCUCGCCAAAACCGCCCUUCGUAGCAUCAGCACCAGCAACACUGUGUACGAGCCGCGCCGUUUGCCGGACAAGACGGGCAAGAAUGUAGUGCUGGUCGAUGGUGUCCGUACGCCCUUCCUAACGUCCGGCUCGGACUACUCGAAGCUGAUGCCGCACGAGCUAGCCCGCCAUUCGCUGCUGAGCCUGCUGCGCAAAACGAAGGUAGACAAGGAGGUGAUCGACUACAUCGUGUACGGCACGGUCAUUCAGGAGGUGAAAACGUCCAACAUUGCCCGCGAAGCGGCCCUCAGCGCCGGGUUUAGCAACAAAACGCCGGCCCACACCGUGACGAUGGCCUGCAUCAGCUCGAACCAGGCCAUCACGACCGGCAUGGGGCUGAUCGCGACCGGCACGUACGACGCGAUCGUGGCCGGCGGUGUCGAGUUCAUGUCGGACGUCCCGAUCCGCCACAGCCGCAAGAUGCGGUCGCUGAUGCUGCGCGCCAACAAGGCGAAAACGUUGGGCCAGCGGCUCCAGCUGCUGUCCACGAUUCGGCCGGACUUUUUCGCCCCCGAGCUGCCGGCGGUGGCCGAAUUCUCGUCCGGCGAAACGAUGGGCCACUCGGCGGAUCGGCUCGCGGCGGCUUUCAAUGCGUCGCGCCAGGAGCAGGACGAUUAUGCGCUCCGGUCGCACACGCUCGCGAAGGAAGCGCAGGACAAGGGCUACUUCACCGAUCUGGUCCCGUUCAAGGUGUCCGGGGUGGACAAAACGAUCGAGAAGGACAACGGGAUCCGCGUGUCGACGAAGGAAUCGCUCGCGAAGCUGAAGCCGGCGUUCGUGAAACCGUACGGCACGGUAACGGCUGCCAAUGCGUCCUUCCUGACCGACGGUGCGUCCGCCUGUCUGGUGAUGACGGAGGAGAAGGCCAAGGCGCUCGGUUUGCGCCCGAAGGCGUACCUGCGCGACUUCCUGUACGUGUCGCAGGACCCGAUCGAUCAGCUGCUGCUCGGACCGGCGUACGGCAUCCCGAAGCUGCUGAAGAAGGCGGGUCUCACACUGAAGGACAUCGAUACAUGGGAAAUUCAUGAAGCAUUUGCUGGACAAAUCAUUGCCAACCUGAAAGCGCUCGAUUCCGACUACUUCUGCAAGAACUAUCUGGGACUGAACGAAAAGUUCGGUGCGCCUGAUAUGUCCAAGUGGAACAACUGGGGCGGAUCGCUCUCCAUCGGACAUCCGUUCGCCGCCACCGGCGUUCGUUUGUGCAUGCAUACGGCAAACCGUCUGGUACGCGAAAACGGACAGCUCGGUAUGAUUGCUGCCUGUGCCGCCGGCGGACAGGGUGUAGCUAUGCUGCUCGAACGACACCCCGAUGCCAACGCGGAGUAAACCGAGGGUAGAUAGCGACAGAGAACAUUUAUCGAACACACGAUCCCAUCCUCCCACCAACAAAGUGUCCCCCUACUCCCCCCAACGUGGAUUAGUUAACACAGGAGAGAUAUUCUACUUCGACGCUCAUAUCAAUGAGCGAUAACACUGAUCCCCGUUAUAUUAUUAUUAUUUGUUUUGUUUGUUUUGUAUCCUCUGAUUUACUUUUUAUUUCCCUACAUUAAGACGAUCCUAAAUCUUAAGAAAUUAAACGCUAGAGAAGGAAAACAUAAUGCUUUCUUUCGUUACGCACUAAGAGAUGUAGAAGUUAUGUUUCCCUUGAAAUGCUCGAAAAUGAGUUAACAACGUGAAUCGCGAUGGUGCCGCAAUCCUUUUUCUCUUUCUCGGGCAACCCCAGUUGCCCGACUGGAGAAAGAGGGUUGUACCAAUUCAUCAAAGCUUUCCUUUUCCGUUAGUGUACGAUUUAGUUCUGGUACAAACCGGUCCAAGCGGUUGCACCAUGGUUAGGGGGUAAACGAUCAUAUUCGCCUAAUUUCUCUUCCAUGUUUGAAUUGUGCAAGUGGUGUUUCUUGUAAGCUUUAAUAUAUAGAACAAUCAUCAUUUACUAUGUAUAGCGAAGGUCCAAAUACACGAAUUUUUGAUACACGAUAA